Calliphora vicina (urban bluebottle blowfly) is the source of this 4449-nucleotide messenger RNA. RefSeq names its product transmembrane protein 132C dtn (gene dtn). The record is from RefSeq and is a predicted model, not a curated record. Bases 271 to 4092 code for a protein of 1273 amino acids. The transcript has 17 exons. Lineage: Eukaryota; Metazoa; Arthropoda; Insecta; Diptera; Calliphoridae.
AUAACUUGAAAUCUAAAUAAAAUUUAUAAUGUAUUUAAGAAUAAAUAUAAUUCAUAGUGUUUAAAAAGAGACAUAAAUUAAAAAAAUUCAAUAUGAGUACUCCGCCUACAUAUAAGUAUUUGAAAUGUCUAUACCAUUUCAUUGAAUGAAUCGAUAAAGGAUAUGUUCGUAAAAUAUUUUUGUGUGUAAACAUAUUUUCAUAAACUAAAUAUAACUACCUAUUAGUUAUUGUUAUAAAAAUCUUAAAAAGUAUUUAAAAUAACAAUUAAAAUGAAUUUAUUAUUAUUUCGAUUUGUUCUUCAACUGGCAAUUCCAUAUUUAUACAAUUGCGUAGAAGUUCAUUUUGAGUCAGCUGAUAGUGGAUUUUUUCUGAAACACUCGCGACAGCCUCCGGUAACUCCUGAUAUAUCAACAACACAUUCUUCGCCGCUUCCUCCAUUAAAAUCGAGGACUUCAUACGAUUCUGUGUUAUCUGUGGAUCGAUUUACCGUUGUACAAACAACACAAGCAGUAUCUAUUAGAGCAAGUUAUGGUCCCUUUUCUACAAAACAAACAGUACCAGCUAGAUAUAUUGUGCCGGAUGUUAUUGAAAAUCAAAAUGAUUAUUUAAAUAACACCACUGCAGCUUUAAUUGAACUACAACAGUCCAAUCUUCACUUGGACAUAUCUGCACAUCUAGUUAGUACUAUUGUAUCACAAGACUCACCAGUACUACGUGUUCUUUUUCAUGCUGGUGCCGAUCCCGGUGGUCAUUUACAACGACAAAAGAUUUGUGUAUUAUUACAUGUUUCUAGUAACAAUCAUUUACCCAUAAAAGGAAGAUGUAUGCCUGAGGGAGAAGACGGAGUAUGUGUUGCUGAGGUUGUUAUACCAUUUAAAUGGUUUCAUGCGCUACCACCACCUCCUAAAGAAAAUUCUAAUAGCACUCCUACCAAAGUCCCCCAACGCCUUGUUCAAGUUUCAUACAGCGUGUUUGAGCCUCCAGUGCGAAAUCCUGAGCUAUGUGAGCCAAAAGUGCAAAUACAGCCUUUAACUAGCUUCGUUCAAGUUCCUCUCGUAACCCCUUUAGAGCCAUUCAAAGAAUUUCACGUUGACGAAUCCCUUAUUAUUCUUUUGCCACAACAACCACUCUAUCCAUUGUCUAAAUUCCACGUGCCCGUUUUUUUGCAACAAAAUCCGGAGAAAAAUAUUUCAUCAUUUACUGUAAAAGCUCGAAUAAAAUCUGGUAUCAAGGUUAUAGGAGCAACUGCGUCUUCUGACUUGUGGAAUAUAUCAAUAGAAAGGGAUAAUACGAAGCAUUCAACAGUUCGCGUAAUAGCCAUAAAAAAGAAACUUGAUAAUAAUACUUCGUCACAAAUAACAGAGAAAAGAGUUAAUGAAGUAUUUACUUGGUUGUUGGAGGUAGCUGAUGAUACAAAAGAUUUAAUAGAAGGAGGCAAAAUUGUCUGGUCUGUCACAUACAUCUAUGAUAAUCCAAAAGAUUCGUUAGCCGAUCUUUCGCCUGAAGAUAAUAAAAAGAGAAUAAUAGCUAAACUUGAAGUCAAUAAAGAUGACAUACAAGCAGUAUUGCCAAUGGCAAAGAACUGGGAACUAAUGAAUACUGCUGUGCUAACAGGGCGACAGGUUGCCCAAGCAAUGAAGGUUUUCAUUGUAUCACAGGGAGGAAAAGUGGCAGAUGUAACCUUACAAAGUUCUUGUUUUGCUGAAGAUGAAAGCGUCAUUAAGGUUUCAUCGUCUUGUAGUUCGGUAUACGUUGAUGGUUCUGAAAUACGUGGAUCGUCAAAUGCUUCAAUAAUCGUUAAAUACGGUACAUAUAUUGGACUUGCUAAAUUUAUAGUAUGGAUGCCAGAAUUUCCUCUUGAAGUAUACGUCAAUGACUAUAGAUUAUCACAAAUAAAAGGAUGGAAAGUUAUUGACGAUCAUCAAUAUAUGCAUAAAAAAUCCCGACGAAAAAAAAGGUCAUUCGUAAAUGGACAGCACAGUGCCGGCAUUUAUAAUAAUGUUUUACUAGAUAAAAUAAUGUGUAGAGCAAGAUAUCAACAGAGUCCUGUGGAAGUAUAUGCUAAAUUUGUUGCUAUUGAUCAGAACUCUGGCCGUAUCAGCUAUUUUAUAUCACGAAAAACAGGAUUACGUGUAACUGAUUUAGUACAACCAUUAUUACGUGUUGCAGAUCCUAAAAUCGCUAGUUUAAAAGGUCGAAUUUUACAAGGCAAAUCCAUGGGACGAACCGAUGUCCAGGUUUUGUCACCAAUCACUGGACGAGUAAUUGGUGCUAAAGAAAUACGAGUCGGUAGUGAUAAAGUAAGUUUAGUUAAACUUCUUGUUCGUGUUGUGUCAGGACUGCAAUUAACAAUAACUCCAGACAAUACCAUAGAAAAUGGAUAUAUUGCUGAAACAGCAGUGACCCAUAAACUUACAGCUCAAUACCAAGAAGGUCUGUUGGAUAUAGAUCUAGAAUUUUCUGACGGCUCAAGAACUCCACUAAGGGAUAUUUCGGUAGAAGACUAUUUCCUUUUGGUUGAAAGUUUAGACACAGAAGUUGUCGCAUUUGCUCCAAUGCUAGCAUCACACCAUCCCCGCGUCAUUGCAGUUGGUGAGGGAAAUGGAAAUUUACUAAGAGUGACUUUACUCUUAUCGGAAGACUGCAGAAUGCGUCGCAAUGUUGUGUCCACCAAACAGUCGAAAUACAACACAUCGCCAUUAGCAAGUGCUUUAGCUGCAGUAGAAGUUGAUUUCAAUAACGCUAACGAUAUUGUAAGUAAACAUGAAGUUGUGCAGAAUGAUGGUAUAUAUCGAAGGGAGAAAACUAAAUAUUCAAAUGGCAGAGGAGAUUUAUCUGAUAUAAUAGGUGUACCGUUGCGGGACUCUAGUCACCAUGAACCAACAGUUCAGGCACGCCAACAUAGAGGGAACAGUCAUUCCUUUAAUAAACUACAUUAUGGAACAAAACGUCCUACAAAAAAUAUGUCUUCGAUUGAAGUAGGCAUGUACGUCUUAUUAACCGCAUUUUGCUUUGCAAUUGUUGUUUUUGUAAUAUCUUGCGUUGUAUAUGCAUCCAAGUUUAAACCCUCUCAUAUCGAUUGUGGUUUAGACCCCUCCGAUAUCUCAAAAAAACAAUUAAGCGGCGAUUUAUUAAUUCGUGAUUCAAAAUUUUUAAAAGAACCUACCACAAAUGCUCACGAUUGGGUGUGGCUUGGCCGGUCAACUAUGGAUAGGUCAUCGAUGUUAACAUUCACAUCCCAAGAUCAGCAUAUUAAUGCCCGAGAUUCUAGGAUAAGGAUAACAAAUAAUCCCAUCAACACUUAUUCUACAAAAAAUGACGCAUCGAAUGAAAAUGAUACAUCCCUGAGCCCCUCUAAUGGUAUUAUGUGUAGUGAAACUAACCAAAUUAAUAAAAUUAUCUUGCCCAAUGAUUCUAGUAAGGCUUCAUUAAAACCAAUUGAGUAUCGACCUCCAGUGCCACCUCAUCGAAACAUUGGAGUUAAGCAGAAAGCUAAUCAUAACUACGUAAAUUUAAGCAAUCGAUGUAAUAACGUUAAUGAAAAUGGUUUGCAGAGGGCCACCAAAGAAAAUAUUAAUGUGCCAACUAUUGAACCAAUUUCGUUAUUUAAUGAUAAAUCUAGAAAGUCAGCCGUUGAACCAGUAGGUAAGCACAUUUUACCUACAGACAUAGAUAUAGUUGAUAUCUAUAACAAGAAUGAAAAAGUACUAUGCAAAGAAAAACACAAUGCCGAAAAACUUGUUGAAUGUGCUAAUCACAAAAAAAAUGUUUUCCAAUUUGAUACAUUGACACCGAAGAAAAAACAGAACCCAUCUGAUGUGCUGGAAAAAGAGACAUGCCCCCAUCCAGUUCAAAAUGACAUAAACUUUAUAUCUACCAAGGACUCCCAUAAUUUUAUUAAACCAGAACAAGGACAAUCUUAUCCAAAAAACAGCCGAGUUAAAAGAGCGACCGUUGUUGGCAACCCAAUGUUUUCUUCUACUGUAGAUGGAGUUAUUAAUGGCGCAGAAAGUUUAAGUUUAGAUGAUCUAGAUAUGGAUUACGAACAAAUUAUGCAUUACUUUGAUAAUUUAAAGGAAUCAAAUGCCUGAGUGCAGAAUAUUAUUAUCACAAUUAAACAAAUUUUACAUAAUUUCCAUCAGCAAUAUAAUAUAUGUACCGAAGCUAGUCUAAAUCUCCAAUAACCCACAACAACAGAACGGGUCGCUUAAUGAAAAGUUAAAUUAUGAAUCCAUUAAAACUCAUUAAUGUUACAUUUAAAACAUUGAUAAUAUAUUCGUAUACAUACAUACAAACAUACAUACAUAUAUAUUACCAUAUACAUACAUACAUAUUUAUAUAAAUUGUAAAGCAUAAUUAAUUCAUUUGUUAAUACAUAAGAUAGCGUGUGUGAUGUCUAUACAGUUUUUUUAACCAAAGAAAAAUAAAACAAAUACCUAGUACAUAAA